This is a messenger RNA of Ylistrum balloti, 1519 nucleotides long. Its product is annotated as DNA polymerase epsilon subunit 2-like. Gene Ontology annotation, cellular component: epsilon DNA polymerase complex. Gene Ontology annotation, biological process: error-prone translesion synthesis; DNA-templated DNA replication. NCBI's taxonomy places the organism in Eukaryota, Metazoa, Mollusca, Bivalvia, Pectinida, Pectinidae. Bases 11 to 1519 code for a protein of 502 amino acids. The transcript is spliced from 15 exons. Gene Ontology annotation, molecular function: DNA binding. The record is from RefSeq and is a predicted model, not a curated record.
CGAUACUGACAUGGCAUCAAAACUUAAAAGCCAUGUAUUGUCAGCGUUCAAAAUGCACGGAUUUACAUUACGAAGUGAGUCCAGUAAGUACCUGGUAGAAGUCCUUGGUUCAGUAGAAGAAGACCAGGUGGAAGAAUGUCUGAAUAAAAUCCUAGAAACAAUACAGAAACAACCAUUGUCCAGUUCACUUAUAACAAAAGCCACAUGCGAGUCCGCUGUCCAGGAGUGCAAUGCUGAAGCAGAUGAUGAUGGAGAAAACGUCCUGUGCGUCAUUGAUGCCUUCUCUGUCCCAAGACUGUCCUAUGUUGCUGAUCGCAAGAAAUUUAUACACAACAAGACAUUACAGCUGGCUGGUCCUAGUCUUCAUGGUACAGCGUCUGACAAAGCCACCUUAUUUAGGGACAGAUACACAAUACUUUAUCAGAGGACACAAAGGCAUGACCUGUUUACACCGCCAGCUAUAGGAUCUCACGAUGAAAAGUCCAAAAAGUUUAAGCUUAAACCAAUUGAGUUCUUACUUGGCAGCAACACAAAGCUAGGGGAUGUAAUUGUACUUGGAAUGUUAACACAGCUUAAAGAGGGUAAAUGGUACCUCGAGGAUCUAACAGGAGCUGUAGCUUUGGACUUGUCAAAGGCUAACUUCCACAGUGGUCUGUUUACAGAAAAUUGUUUUGUCUUGGCCGAGGGUUGGUAUGAAGAUUCUAUAUUUCACAUUAAUGCAUUUGGAUUUCCUCCUCCAGAACCUGCUAAAACAACAAGAAGUUAUUUUGGAAAUGUCAACUUUUUUGGAGGAUUAUCAAAUACAAGUGUUAAAGGUUCAGUAAGACUUAAACACAUUGAGGAGGAGAAUCCUGAUGCCAUGUUUGUCUUCUUGUCCGAUGUGUGGCUGGACCAGGUCAAGGUCCUGGAGAUGUUAAGAGUGCUCUUUACAGGGUAUUCAGAAUUUCCGCCAGUCUGUUUUGUCAUGUGUGGAAACUUUUUGUCAUCACCACAUGGAGCCAAGCAUGCAAAGGUGUUAAAAGAAGCAUUCUCUAGUCUGACUGAUUUGAUCAUCGAGUUCCCCAGUAUUGCAGAAAACAGUAGAUUUAUCUUUGUACCAGGACCUCAGGAUCCAGGCCCUUCAUCUAUUCUACCCAGGCCCGCCAUACCAAGUUCUAUUAUUGAGGAUGUAAAACGGAAGAUUCCUUCUGCCAUCUUUACCAGUAAUCCAUGUCGGAUACAGUACUGUACUCAGCAUAUUGUGGUAUUUCGUGAAGACAUUGUCACCAAAAUGUGUCGUAACUGUGUUAAAUUUCCGGAGGAUGGUGAUGUGCCUUCACAUUUCGCCAAGACCCUUAUAUCUCAGGGCCACUUGUGUCCCCUCCCCCUGCACGUUUGUCCUGUGUACUGGUCACAUGAUGUGGGGCUACGACUUUAUCCUCUUCCUGACCUUGUGGUGUGUGCGGACAAAUUUGAUCCCUUCCACGAAACUUCUGUUGAUUGUACUGUAAUGAAUCCGAUGAAAUAUAGUAUGCAGUAA